This is a messenger RNA of Dracunculus medinensis (Guinea worm), 1296 nucleotides long. Lineage: Eukaryota; Metazoa; Nematoda; Chromadorea; Rhabditida; Dracunculidae. The record is from the annotation of a GenBank genome assembly.
AUGACUAUUACAAUAAUUGUUGCUCUCUGGCGCCAUCGACUUAAUCUUUUUGGAUAUCGAAAACCAGCUGAUGUUCGAAUUAUAGCUGUAGGGCCAAUCAGCUGUUUAACUGAUGAACAGUGUGUAGACAUUUUCUAUCAAAUCAACUGCAAGAAUCAAACUGAUCAUUCUUACUUAUCACUUGCACAGAAAGUGCAUGAAUUAGCAUCAAAUUAUGGCGCCACUACUCGUUAUAUUUGUGUCUUUGAAAGAGAUCUUCAGGAAACCAUUGCAAAAAUAAGGUUCAGUUUGGAUAUAGAAGGCACAGUACCUGAGCAUGUUGAAUUACUUUUGCAUUCAAGAGAUCUUAAAACCAUUGCGAAGCGAAAUGGAUUGAUCACUGCGAGGUCUUGUACGAUUUCUUCACAGUCUAUUGUUGAAAAAUGGAAGGAAAAAUUAAUCUGGCAAAUAGGAACUUUUCCAAUGUUCGUGAAGGCGAUAUUAAAUGAUGAUAAUAGAUGUACACGACUGCAUUAUAUAGCUAACAGUUUCGAGUCACUUCAGGAAUGGGUUAAGGCUCAGUCGAACUGCAUAACGGAACUUCAUAUUGAAGAAUGUCUGCAGAAUGGCAACGAAUUUAUUGCCGUUUGCUCAAAACUCGGUCUUAUUGGCACUAUUGUGACGACAUAUUCUAAAAGGCCAGUUCUUUACAACGUGCACAAACAGAUUCCUUAUGCACUAGAAUAUUUACCUGUUGAUAAAACGCGAGAUCAUUAUCCUGGAAUUGAGUCUUUCGUUUUACAAACCACUAAAUCCGUUUUCAUAAAGUCCUCCUAUUCGCUUUUAUUUAUACGCGGUUUUUAUAAAGGACAUAGCGAUAUAUACUUCAUGGGUGCAUCGUUAGAGCCACCGUCGAAAACUCAUGCAUCACUCAUAUAUUUAGCACGAAAUUCAAGAAGCUGGGAAGUAUUGCUAUUAGAGAAUCUCAACUUUCCACAAAAUCAUAAUGGUGAUAUAUGCUCGAAUGAUUCAUGCACUUAUUAUGCGGUGAUCAAUUUUCCCACUACUGAAGGAGUACUAUUACAUCAAACAAGCAUUCCAAAGCACAAUUCACAACAAAGAGUCAUAUGGAGAGCAUCAGAAGGCGAUGUUAUGUACGAUGCGACACAUAUCGACGAAAAUGUCCUACAAGCAAAUAUACCGAUGGAUCGUUUGUGUUUUAUUGAUAGAUACCAUAUAUGUCCACGUCAUCGCCAAUUAAACCAACGCCCUUAUGGCAGCAAUAGUUUGGUCCGCAGUAGUACAACAACUGAUUGA